AUGGGCGCCCCCGCAUAUUUCGAGCUAAGUUGGUCGAUUCUGAGCACCAUCGGCUUGUUCCUGACCGUCAUCGGAGUGUGGGCCAUCCUCAUUACUCGCGUGUCACCCCUACACCUCGUGCCAAUUGUCGUAUCCAUCGCAUGCGCCGUCGCAAAUGGGCUCUGCUACUACGCUUUUUACGCCGAGCAUCCGACAAGGCAGCAAGUCGUUGCCAGCGUCUUUGCCGAUAUAUUCUGGCUGAUCCAGGAAGCCGGCCUGUCUUUCUAUAGUUACCAGAUCCUCGUCCACACCCUCAAAGACCGGGCUCUCAUCAUCUUCCGCACCAUCUUCUGGACGUUAAUGACCUGUAUUGUCGCCAUCCGCAUAGCCAUCGCCGCUACCCGCGCCAUUGAAAUUGCCACAGGCGGUCCUCUCCAACAGCGCGUCGACUACCUCCACGUCGGCUACUUUACCGCCAUCGCCCUCAUCGAAACCAGCAGCUCCGCAUUCCUUAUCUGCCUCCUCCGCGACGCCUACGGAGUGUCACCCUGGAGAUCGCCAAACCACGAUCUCUUCCGUCAUCUACUCCAAUCAACCGAGAUCCGACUCGCCAGUCUGUGCUGUAUUGGUAUCCUGCGCGCGGUUACAUUCUCGCUGCGUACCACUGCCCAAAGCGCGACGACUGUCGCGGCCGAGUUUGACCGUUUUGCGUAUACGCUCGAGUGUCUUUUUCCGAUCAUUUUCAUUAUUGAUAUUCUGGCCUCGAAGAGGUUCCGCUUUGACGGCCAUACUCUUGUCUAUUGCAGUGAUCCCCCGGAGGGGCAUCCGAGCUGGGUUGGCCAUCAAACAAGGCGGCAUUCGCGGUGGGCCGCUAUGUCGCCGGGGCAUUCGUAG
Molecule: messenger RNA, 873 nt
Organism: Penicillium brasilianum
Lineage: Eukaryota; Fungi; Ascomycota; Eurotiomycetes; Eurotiales; Aspergillaceae
Source: the annotation of a GenBank genome assembly